Molecule: messenger RNA, 1642 nt
Organism: Asparagus officinalis (garden asparagus)
Lineage: Eukaryota; Viridiplantae; Streptophyta; Magnoliopsida; Asparagales; Asparagaceae
Product: vesicle-associated protein 1-4-like
Exons: 11
Coding region: 400-1389 (329 amino acids)
Biological process (GO): endoplasmic reticulum membrane organization
Cellular component (GO): endoplasmic reticulum membrane; plasma membrane
Source: RefSeq, a predicted model, not a curated record
AAGGAACCGGUAGAGCUCAACAUCAUGCGGUCCUUGCUUGGAUCUCCACCCGAUCUCUGUAGAGUUUGAGUAGCACAUGGGGUGGAUGCGAGAAGAAGACACUGAAACUGAGUUUGUUUUUGUUUCUUAAUUAAGGAAUUAGAGUUCGUUUAGGGAUUAGAAGAGUUUGGAGAUAACAAAUUUAAAGAAGAGUAAAAGAAUUAUCCAUCGUCGGUCGGUUACGUCGCUGGUCGAUGAUGCGUUGUUAUAAUUUAACUAAGUCGGUUGUUGAACUAAUUAAAGGGUAUAAAUUAAACGGUACUACUGUUAGGGUUUUAAAAUAGCUAAUCGAUCUGGGGUUUUGGAGAAAAAAAAAACAAGCUACGUUCAUCAUCAUCAUCAUCUCUCUCCCUCUCUUCCAUGGCAACCGGCAAGCUGAUUCAAGUCGACCCGCCCGAACUCAGGUUCCCGUUCGAAUCAAGAAGGCGCAUCCCGUGUUACAUCAUGUUAACCAACAAAACCGAUGACCACGUCGCCUUUAGUCUUCGUUCGGAUGCCGUAGAGAAGUAUAUCACUCAGCCCAACAGAGAGAUCAUCUUGCCCCGAUCCACAUGCAAAGUCGAAGUAAUAAUGCUACCGCGGUGGAAAGCACCACAUCGUCAAGAGGACAUUGAAGUUCAUAGCGUCGUCACCUUCGCAGGAGCCGGUGUUGAUGACAUUAAAUGCAAAUGGUUCACUAAGAAGGCAGAUAAUAAGCUAGACAUCGUCACACUGCAAGUUGUUUGCGUCUUCCCAACAUCUAUUCAUCGACGACUUGAUCUCAAAACAACCACCGGCAAGCUAAUUGAGGUUAAACCAACAAAAAUCCGAUUCCCAUUUGAAUUAAGGAAGCAGAUAACGUGCUCUAUCUUUAUAUCCAACAAAACUGAUGACCACAUUGCCUUUACGUUGACGUCCACGAAUUGUUGCGACUACAGCGUUCGACCUUCCAAGGGAAUCCUCUUACCACGAUCCACGUGCGAACUCAUUUUUCUAACGGAAGAGCAAAGGAAAGCACCACGUAACAUGAGAUGCGAUGUCUCUUUUUGUGUUAAUGCCGUCGUCACCUUUGCAGGAGCCACUGUGAAGGACGUUGCUCAUUAUAAAAUGUUUUUCAGAGAGUCAGGUAACACAGUGGACGAGGUGGAGCUGAAAGCUAUUUAUGUAUCACCGCCUAAGACUCCACCGCCGGUUCCUGAGAGACGCGACAAGGGAUCUUUGUAUUGGGCUUCUGCUAAAGCAAAUUUACGGAAAUUUUACAAUGGCUUAGCGAGGAGGAGAAUGUGGAAAUCCUACACGAAAAUAAACUCCGACAGUGACUUGAUGAGAGAGCCGUUGUCGGUUUCUUCUUCUACUCAAACUGAAAGCUAAAUGCGUCAUACAAUUCAAAUACGUAUACUGCAGAAGAUUGCUAAUUAUUUGGAUUGCAUCGCACAAGGUUGUUAUGUUUCCAAACCACGUGAAAUCAUGAAUGGGAUGUGGUUAAAUUUUUCAGAGUGCUGGGUUUUGGUUCACGUUCUUUUGCUUUUUUAACAAACUCAGAUGGAAUUAUUAAUUAUUACAAAGAAUUAGCAACUGAGCUGUUACCUUAUAAGAAAACAGUAGCGUGCUCCCACGUGUUAAU